AUGCUUAUGACGCAGACCGCAGUCUCCGCACUUUCUCAGGGUCAGCAGAACAAUUCCUACGCUACACGCGGUCAGCCUGCGACCGACGGCUUCGGCUUCGACGCAACACCAUCCAAAGACUCGACCGGCCAGGCGUUGGUCGACGUGCAACCGCAGCAACAAUACCAAAAUACCAACUACUCCUUCCAACCCUACGCCAUGAACGGAAUCGUGGGUACGGCACCCCCGGGUGCCAUGUACGUCCGUGCCCUCUACGAUUACGAGGCCGACGACAGGACGAGCCUGAGCUUUCACGAGGGAGAUGUCAUACAGGUCAUCACACAGUUGGAAAGCGGCUGGUGGGACGGCGUCAUCAACGGCGUCCGAGGCUGGUUCCCGAGCAACUACUGCCAGAUCAUCACGAGCCCAGACGACCUCCCCGACUCCGAGCAGCAAGACAAUGCCUUUGGCGAACAAGUAGACGAAGACAUCGAUGAAGACCCGUACGACGAUAACGACGAGGCCGACAUGUCGGAACUGGAGGAAUUGCCGCUGGAAGGCACAAGUGCUGGCGGUAUGUCCAAGGCAGACUAUUGGAUCCCGCAGGCCACCCCUGACGGCCGCCUCUUCUACUACAACACCAUGACAGGGGAGAGCAGCUCCGAGCUGCCCCUGGAGUCGCCAUCAUCCGCCACCGAGGCUGGGCCACGAGACCGCAUGAACGUCAACAUACCCGACAGGACCAGGCCGCCCCCAGAGAUGAUGGCCAGGGGCCUGACCCAGGAUGAGGAUGAGGAUUCCGAGGCAACUUCCGCGUCUGAACUCGAGGGCGAGAACCUCAUGUUUGGUCGCAUGGCUAGAAAUAGGCGGUCUAUGAGCAAGGACGGCAUAUCUCCUGCGCCAUCACUGGACUCCAUCCAUGGCCAAUACUCAUUUGGCAAGGGCAAUGGAGCUCCAGCUGGGACGCGAACAACAGACUCGGCGCCGACGUUCACUGCUGGUGCAACCUUCAACCUCCCGACGGCCGCAACUAUCCCCCGCUCAUUCUUCGAUGAUGGGCAGACACCCCCUCUUACUUGGAGCCGACUAGUGUCCAACAUGAAGAAAGCGAUUGAUCGCUAUCGCGAGGCGAUCAACAACGGCAAUAAAUCAGAAUAUGUAAGCCGAGCAGAAGACAUCUCGGAUCACUUGCGACUACUUCUGGCGGCCGGCUCCGGCACGACAGACAACCACUCUGGGCAACCUUCUAUCAUCUCCACGAACAAAGCGCUGUACCCGCACUUCCGCGACAUGAUGUCCAAAUUCUCCAAGCUUGUCGUCUCGUCCCACAUUGCUGCUAGUGAUUUCCCGGCCCCCGAGUCCGGUCCAAAGUGUCUUCAAGAAGCCGACGGGGUCUUGCUCGGUGUUUUCUCUUAUGUGGAGGUCGCAAGGCAGCAACGAGGAGAAGAGAUUCCCCGCCUGUUCCCCGGUUUUGUAAUAGGAAGCACAACUGGAGGCAGCUGGCAAAACAACGGGUUAGGCCCUCGCGACCCCAUCACAUCAAAUUUCCUGGAGGAUGAGGAAGGUGUAAUAGAGCCCACGGCGAUACUUGACGGCAAGCUCCUGGAACGACUGGACGAACUUAAGCGCAUGCUGGUCUCCGGGAUUCGCGAGCUGGACAAGCAACUAGUGGUGCCAGACAAGAUUGUUACGCCGUACAAGCACGAGAUUGUUAGCAACAAUGUCUGCUCUGCCGGAGGGAAAGUGAUUGAAAACUUUAAACCCUGGAUAGCCAUGAUCGAAUCUAUCGACCUCUCCUCGCUGGAGAAUAGUUUCCAGACCCCUCAGCUUACCGAUUUCAGCAUCAACAAGCAAAGCCUCUACGACAACAUAUCCGACCUGAUCCUGGGCUGCCAGUCUGUUGCAGGGCCGCUUGCCGAUGAAUGGGCCGAGGUUCGCGGAGAGGCAUUGGAGAACAGACUCGAAUACGUCAGGCAAUGUGCCCGGGCUCUCGAGACCAAUUCAUCCCACAUCGGCUUCUCACUGCAACUGUUGUCGGAGCAGGUCCAGAUCAACCUUCAACAGCAGGCCGAAACUCGCGCUAGGGAGGAGCAACUUCAGCGACAGCAGUUGACUCGAGGAGAGACAAUGGCCUACGGAGCGCAUGGGCGGACAGACUCACGCAUAGCAACACGACCACCUUUGAUGACUUCUCAAUCCUACACUGAAGGCGACUCCAACAUUGCGAACAACUUGGCUAGAGGGGCCGGAACAUACUCCAAAGUCAAAAAGAUAUUUGGUGAAGACCCCACGCCCCAACAGACGGUAAUGGACGAGACACCAGAUUACCUGCGACUGGAAUACGAGCAUGAGCUUGCAUGGGACUUCAAAACGUCACCCCCUACUCUCAGGGGAGGGUCUCUGAUGGCCUUGGUGGAACAGCUCACUCGACAUGAUAAACUCGACUCAAAUUUCAACAACACCUUCCUUCUCACUUACCGAUCUUUCACAACCGCUCGAGAACUUUUCGAGCUGCUAGUACACAGAUUCGGCAUCCAACCACCUGAAGGACUGUCGCCAUCCGACUUUGAGAAUUGGCGAGAGAGAAAACAGAGUCCAAUCCGGUUCCGCGUGGUCAACAUCCUGAAGAACUGGUUCGAGACUUUCUGGAUGGAGGAUAACCAAGAAGAAGACACAAAAACGUUGAUACGUGACGUAUACAACUUUGCAAGGGACACAGUCAAGUCGACAGAAACUCCUGGCUCAGCACCACUCAUGGCUGUUCUGGACCAACGAUUGAGUGGUAAGGAUGUUGGCAGGAGACUGAUCCAAACACAAAGUCAACCAACACCCGCACCGAUCAUGCCGAAGAACAUGAAGAAGCUAAAGUUCCUCGACAUCGACCCUACAGAGUUCGCCCGUCAGCUCACAAUUAUUGAGUCGCGAUUAUAUGGCAAGAUCAAGCCCACGGAAUGCCUCAACAAACGAUUCCAGAAGAAGACGGUCGAGGGGCAGCCACCUCCGGCCCCGAACAUCAAAGCACUCAUUGACCACUCCAACCAAAUGACCAACUGGGUAGCUGAAAUGAUCUUGGCUCAAUCCGACGUUAAGAAGCGUGUGGUCGUCAUUAAACACUUUGUUUCGGUCGCCGACAAAUGCCGGCAAUUGAACAACUUCUCCACCAUCACAUCAAUCAUCUCAGCACUGGGCACUGCGCCUAUUGCCCGUCUGAAGAGGACCUGGGAUCAGGUUCCUCAAAAGUCCCAGGCCGUGCUUGAAGCGCUACGAAAGCUGAUGCUUAGCACGAAGAACUUCGCUGAGUACAGAGAGAGCCUGCACAUGGCAAAUCCUCCAUGCAUUCCUUUCUUCGGUGUCUACUUGACGGAUUUAACCUUCAUUGAAGACGGUAUUCCGUCCAUCAUCAAGAAGACCACGCUCAUCAACUUCGCCAAGCGGGCAAAGACGGCCGAUGUGAUCCGUGACAUCCAGCAGUAUCAAAAUGUGCCAUACUCCCUUCAAGCGGUCACAGAGCUGCAAGACUACAUUUUGAGCAACAUGCAAGCCGCCGGAGACGUGCAUGAGAUGUACGACAAGAGUCUGCUGAUAGAACCACGUGAGAGAGAGGACGAGAAAAUUGUUAGGUAUGUGGAAAUGCGGGAGCAACAAAUAACCUACGGACGCAUGGCUCUGGCGGGCGGCUUCUGA
This is a messenger RNA of Diaporthe amygdali, 3663 nucleotides long. RefSeq names its product RasGEF domain-containing protein. Gene Ontology annotation, biological process: Ras protein signal transduction; positive regulation of GTPase activity. Bases 1 to 3663 code for a protein of 1220 amino acids. Gene Ontology annotation, molecular function: guanyl-nucleotide exchange factor activity; protein binding. The transcript has 4 exons. The record is from RefSeq and is a predicted model, not a curated record. Lineage: Eukaryota; Fungi; Ascomycota; Sordariomycetes; Diaporthales; Diaporthaceae. Gene Ontology annotation, cellular component: plasma membrane.